AGAGAUUAAAAUAUGCAGACACCAAAAGCAAGAGUUGGUACUUCAGAAGUUCCCCAAAGGAAAUCUCCUGUAACCCCUCGGACUGCUCGCCAGUUGAAGACACCAAACUCUGAUUCUGACUCGGUUUUGUCCUCUCCAAACCCUGCAAGAAAGACUCCAAAAGAUAGGAGCCCAAAGGUCAUUGAACGCAGGUCAUCACAAAGUCCUAUAUCUGAGAAGAAGCGAUCUACGAAGGUUCAGGAAUUAGAAUCUCAGAUUGCUCAGCUUCAAGAAGAUCUGAAGAGUGCUCGGGAUCAACAUAACUCAUCUGACUCAUUGGAGAGAAAAGCUCAACAGGAGGCUGAAGAGACAAAGAAGCAGCUUUUAGCCUUGUCAAAAGAGCUGGAGGAAUCCCAACAACAGCUUUUGGACCUCACUGCUUCUGAAGAUGCACGACUUCAAGAACUCCGUAAAAUUUCUCAGGAUCGAGAUCGAGUGUGGCAAUCUGAACUAGAGGCUGUCCAGAAGCAGCAUUCAAUGGAUUCAGCUGCUUUGGUAUCUGCCAUGAAUGAAAUACUGAAAUUGAAAAUUCAACUUGAAAGAAGAGUAUGUGAGUCUGAAGCUGCUCAGACUAACAACGCAGAGUCAGCUGAUGCUGAGAUUCAGGACUUGAGGAUGGAGCUUGAUGAAACUCUCUCUAUGGUGGAAAGGCUAAAGAAUGAGGUAAGCAAUUGCAGAGAAUCUGAAUCCAGGGCCUUGGAAGUAGUUGGUAAAAUGCAAAUGCAAUUGGAAACAGCAAAUGAGACUGUGGAAACACUCCGGUCAGAUGGUAUGAAAGCAAUGGAAGCUUACAAAUCCUUAGCUUCAGAAAUGGAGCAAUCAAGAAAUCAAGCAAAAUCAUUGGAGGAACUUGUGAGCAAACUUCAGGCUGAUUUGCUUAGCGGCGCUAACAUGAAUACAUUAGGUCCAAAUAAUGAAAAAGGACUUUCUCAGGAAAAUGGAGAAAAUGAGGAGAUAAACCAGCUCAAAGCUGAGCUUAUCUCUACCAAAUCUGAAGUUGUGCAGUUGAAGUCUGCAUUGGAUAUUGCUGAGAUAAGAUACCAAGAAGAGUAUAUCCAAAGCACAUUGCAGAUUAGAAGUGCUUAUGAACUACUGGAACGUACAAAAUCAGAAUCUGGUCAGAGAGAGGUUGAAUUGUAUGAGGAACUGAGAAAAGCUAAAGCUGAUACUGAAGAGCUAAGGGCAAGCCUGAUGGACAAGGAAUCUCAGCUGUUGAGUAUGUCAGAGGAGAAUGAGGGGCUUAAUUCCAAGAUCAAGGAAAACCAAUCUACUGAAAGGCAAUCUGAACUUGUGAUGGAGCUCAAAAAAUUGGAUGCUGAUAUUGAAGAGUUGAGGUCUAAAUUAUUAUGUAAAGAGACUGAGCUGCAAAAUAUAUCUGCAGAAAACAGUAUGCUCAAGAUGGAAAUAAAGGAGGAGUUGGAGAAGAAUAAAAACACUGAUGAUGCUGUUGCUUCAGCGGAAGGAGCAAGAGCUGCAGAGCAAGAGGCUUUGAAGAAACUUGGUUACAUAACAGAAGAAGCUGAUAAGAGUAACAGAAGAGUGGCUCGGGUGAUUGAGCAAUUAGAUGCUGCUCAGGCCGCAAAUUCAGAGUUAGAAGCUGAAUUAAGGAGAUUGAAAGUUCAGUCAGAUCAGUGGAGAAAGGCAGCUGAAGCAGCUGCAUCUAUGAUUUCUGCUGGAAACAAUGGGAAAUUUGUAGAGAGAAACGGUUCACUUGAUAGCAGCUUCAAUUCUAUUACUGGCAAGAUGAUGAAUUCUCCUUAUUUAGAAGACACAGAUGAUGACUCACCAAAAAAGAAAAAUACAAACAUGUUGAAGAAGAUUGGAGUGUUAUGGAAAAAGAAUCAUCGAUAAGUACAUGUGGCCCAGGUAUUCAAUCAAUGCAUAAACC
This is a messenger RNA of Gastrolobium bilobum, 1927 nucleotides long. Its product is annotated as interactor of constitutive active ROPs 2, chloroplastic-like. The transcript has 3 exons. Lineage: Eukaryota; Viridiplantae; Streptophyta; Magnoliopsida; Fabales; Fabaceae. The record is from RefSeq and is a predicted model, not a curated record. Bases 13 to 1890 code for a protein of 625 amino acids.